UUAUUGCUUUACAACUUUUAUAUAUAUAGGAAAGUCAAUUUCAUGCAAUGACACUUUUCGGCCACUGGGGGAGACCUCCCCCCCUUAAAAUCCGCUUAUGUUUCUCACUAAUGACAAAAUGUAUUCAUUAAUUUUAUUAACAGUGGUCUUACUUAACUUUUUGGCUACCAUUGACGUCCAAUCCAUCGGAACUGGGAUGGCUGACACUAAAUGACACUGACUCAGUGCCAUUGACAUUAAACUACAAUGAGGAUCAGAUCAACAAGGUUAAAGGCUAGAAAAAAAUUGAGUUGCACUCGUAGCAAAGUUUUUCACACCAAAUGCACCAAAUGUAUCAUAGAGUUAACCAUUGAUGGACCACCCCCUUCACCAUGUAACACUUGAUGCAUGUCUUUCAUUGAUUUGCACUGUCAGUUGAUUUGAUUGAAUCGGUUGACCUCCUCCAUGUAAAAAAAAGGCAAAAGUAGGCUCAACAGAGUGAUUUUUUUUAAAAUUCCAAGCCAUGUGAAGGAAUUUCUCUGUCAUUUUUUUGUUUUUGUUCUUGGUGCUAUUUAGACUUCCUUAUCGGUUGUGUUCCCGGUCGUUAAGGAGUGGAGCUAGUUUCAAUAGCAGCUGAUACUCAAGCAAACCGUUGACCACACACUGAGACUUUAAUCUCGCUCUCUUGAUUUCACCUCAUCUGCUCCAUUUUGUCCUUCACUCCCUCUUUUCCUGCUCUUGAGGGCACUUUUCCAGACAGAAACUACAAGAGCAACUCAAGUCCUCUCAUCAAGGACUUUGCACUCAUUCAGUACUCUUAGCUGCCCAGGAAGGUGUGUGAUGUUUACUUAAGUUAAGCCAGUGACCGAAAGGGGGGGCCUCAAAUCUUGUGCAGACAGGACAGAAAUCAUCCGACAAAAUCCCCCUAUAACAUGAGAAUGUUUCUACACGCUUCCUGUUAUUUUCCACCUUUCUUUUUCUGCAUCUCUAAGCAGAAAAGACAACUGCAUUUCCCAUCAGGCAUUUCUCUUUCCCUCCCUCUCUGUCUCACUUGCUCCCCCACACACAUUUGUACCUGUUCAAGCUCCACCCUGAUAGGCACUCAACCUUGCAGUGUUUGUGUAGAGCAGGCCGGCCCGUGUGUGCUCAGUGCCCCGCUGUACCUGUCUCUCAUGGAGGUGGACCAGCACUCCUUAGAGCAGACGGCCCAGCGGUGGAGAGCUGUCAGGCAACUCUGGCCACAGAUCUAAUUGGGUGAUUUUGUCAGAAUGACAGCUGAAGAUCCUGCUUCCUCUUCAACCAUGAGCAACAAUACUGCCCCCUCCAAACCCUGCAAAUCCACGGGUGCCUCACACCAUGCUGUCCUCGGACAGAUCAACAUUCCGGAUGGUGUUGCAGGGACUCCCAAUGAGGCUGCACUGGUGGCCUUGAUGGAGCGCACUGGUUAUGGUAUGGUCCAAGAAAAUGGACAACGUAAAUACGGCCCUCCUCCCGGUUGGAACAGCCCUUCUCCACCAAGGGGAUGUGAGAUCUUUGUGGGCAAGAUCCCAAGAGAUGUCUAUGAGGAUGAGCUCGUUCCUGUGUUUGAGUCUGUGGGACGCAUCUAUGAGAUGCGCCUGAUGAUGGACUUUGAUGGGAAGAACCGAGGCUACGCAUUCGUAAUGUACACUGAGAAACACGAGGCAAAGCGAGCUGUGCGGGAGCUCAACAACUACGAGGUGCGUCCUGGGCGACUCCUCGGGGUCUGCUCUUCCGUGGACAACUGCCGUCUUUUCAUUGGCGGUAUCCCCAAAACCAAAAAGCGUGAGGAGAUUCUGGAGGAGGUCUCCAAAGUGACCGAGGGUGUGCUGGAUGUGAUAGUUUAUGCCAGUGCAGCAGACAAGAUGAAGAACCGUGGCUUUGCCUUCGUAGAGUAUGAGUCGCACCGUGCGGCCGCCAUGGCCCGCAGGAAACUAAUGCCAGGUCGUAUUCAGCUGUGGGGACACCAGAUUGCAGUGGACUGGGCAGAACCAGAAAUCGAUGUGGACGAAGACGUCAUGGAGACAGUUAAAAUACUGUAUGUUAGGAAUCUCAUGAUGGAGACAAGCGAGGAAACAAUUAAACAGGUGUUUAGUCAGUGGAACCCAGGAUGUGUAGAGCGUGUUAAGAAAAUCCGUGAUUACGCCUUUGUUCACUUCAUAUCCCGUGAUGAUGCCGUGCUGGCCAUGGACCACCUCAACGGAACGGAGGUGGAGGGCUCCUGCGUUGAGGUCACACUUGCCAAGCCAGUUGAUAAAGAGCAGUACUCUCGCCAGAAGGCCUCAAAGGGGGUACCUGCUGCUCCAGAAGCUCCACAACAGAGCUAUGUUUACCAGUGUGACCCUUACACAUUGGCCUACUACGGUUAUCCCUACAACACACUUAUUGGACCCAACAGGGACUACUUUGUGAAAGGAUCCUCAUUGAUACAGAACAAUGCAGGUACUGUGCGAGGUCGUGGUCGCGCUACCACAGGUAACCGUACCCCUGGUCCCCGGGGAUCAUACCUGGGGGGUUACUCUGCUGGUCGUGGCAUCUACAGCCGCUACCACGAGGGUAAGACCAAGCUGCCCGAAAAGUCCUAUGAACUGAUGCCCAGUCUGGAGCUUGCUGCCUCCGUCAACCCAGUUGCCAUCAAACCAGGCACAAUGGCAUUGCCAACUUUGGCUGGACAGUACCCAGUAUUCAGUGCGGCCCCGGCAGCCAAGCUGAUGGAGGAGGGCAAGGUGCACACUGUGGAGCACCUUAUCAACCCUCUGGCCAUGCAACACCCUGAACAUACCGCUGCUCCUGCUGCCGCCGCUACGGUUCUGCCUGUCUCCACUCCACCUCCUUUUCAGGGUCGUCCAAUCACUCCUGUCUAUGCCAUGGCCCACAAUGUCCCCCGCAUUCAAGCAGCUGGUGGCCUGUACAGUGCCGGAUACGUCCCUAUCACAAACUAUGCGGCCAACACGGCCGCUCUGGCUGCCCUGCAGAAGAACGCAGCAGUUGCGGCCGCGGCGUACGGAGGCUACGCUGGCUACGCCGUGCCGCAGGCCUUCCCGGCGACGGCCUUCCAGCUGCCCAUCCACGAUGUCUACCAGUAUUGAUGUGUGGUGGCCCGUCCUGCAUGAAGUAAACACCAGCGUCAUUCUGCCUGUGACUGAUCCAACGCUGUAACCUCUCUACAGUGUGUAUUAGAAGUAAGUAACAGUGGACUUGGGGAACCUCCAAGCACAUCCUAAGUGUGAGUGACACUUGAAGAAAGACAAGUUGAAACAAUGUGCCCCUCCUUUUGGCCUUUGUUCAACCUCAAACAAAGGCAAUUAAAGACACACUGAUUGAUACAAAUUAGAAGAGGUUUGCUUUUGGAGAGAGCCUUCGUCUUUGUGGGGACAGCCUUCUCUCAACUGUGAGCAAAACUAACAAAACCGCACCAUCUUGUCUCUGACCCCAGGCACCAUCAUCGAUUGCUAUAGCAACAAAACCCUGAAGGUACAUUUAAGUAUUUAUGAAGAGAAGACAUAUAUAUUUAAGGUUCUAUUACUGUAGGUUGAGCUAUGUAUUUUAGGGGAUUAAAGAUUGCCUUUUUGACUAAAAGUGUAAGAAGAAUAGUUCAGAACUGCUGACUUGAGAGGAUACCACUGAAGCCAACUGUUUUGCAUAUACUAAUGAAUGUCUUAACCACACACCCCCAGACACACUAUUAUAUUUUAGUAUUCUUUUCUAGUCAACCGCUGCAGGCAAUGCUCUCUGUCCAUUGCUGAUUGAACUUUAUGCUUCAAACAUGGCUAUUUGGUACAUAUUUGGCUCAUUUUGCCGGACCUUUGUCUUUGUGGUUCUUUUCUAAUGAAGGUUUUAAAGCUUAUUAUGGUGUCCCUGGUUGAACAAUUUUAACAGUCUUUCUAGUUUAUUUGAAGAAAUGUCCAAGUGCAUUUUUGGAGGGGAUUGAAGGGGGCAGAUAAACAAAUAUUACAGCAUUUAUAAUACAUGAAAACUGGUAACAUCACGUACAUCGUUUUCUGACCUGGGGACGAAAAGACUGAAUGUUUCUCGUUCAUAUUGUCUUUUUAACAUUAGUUUUUUUUUGGGACUUUUGAAAGGUGAACAAAAAUGUAGAUACAUUAGUGGAUAUUUGGUAAUUAAACCUGCUGUAAAUACAUUCCAGUCUGAGGAUAUUAAAAAGAGGCCUCACCACAGUGCAUUAGUUUUUAGGCUCUUUUGUUUGUUUGUUUUUUCAUUUAAAAUCUUCCACUGUGCCUGUCAUGAUCAGUGGAAAGAUCCUUGAAUGGCUCUGAACUUAGCAUGACUCACAAGUCUGAUGAAUUUGUGAUGUUGCUGUAUUGAGGCAACGUGACAAGGCUAUCUCCUCCAUACAACAACAUUCCUUUCAUUUCUUUACCUACCUUCAAACUACGGUAAAGAUGAAGAGAUAGACUCAGGUUACUCGACGGUUCCAUUGUCAGUCCUCCGUGGUCACACUUGUGUUUUAAUCGGCGUGAUUAAAAGGAAGUUGCACGUGUGAUACUAAGCUGGAAACAACUGGAGCAAUACCUGACCUGAUAAUAGUUGCUAUUCACGCCAGCUCCCUAUGGGUGGAAGCUACAGUACAUAACAGAAUAGACUUUAAAAAAUCAGAUGGGAUUAUCUCAACUGUUUUUUUAUUGUUGUGUUUUUUUUUUACAAUUAUUUUUAAAGAAGACAUGCUAUCACUCCAAGUCAAGGUUUCCCACACUUUUACAGCUGAUGAUCCUACUAUGAAUUUGGUUCCAAGCUUACCUGUUUUUAAUUGACAUGUGUAUGUACAUUUAUUAUAAAAGCAGGAGACACAUUGGAGAAAAAAAAAGAGGUCCAACUCACUAUUUUAAAAGUUCCCAACUUGUGACGACUGCUUUUAUUAUUAUUCUUGUAUGAUGAUGACAACAUUAGGAUAUAUUUAAUUAAUAUAUGCAAUACAUUGUUGUGUAUGAAGUGAGAAAGACAGGUCUAAUAUAUUUGAAAACUUUAUUAACAUUUUUUAGCAUUGUUUCAAGUUUGAGUAAAAAAAAAAAAAGUACGUAGUUUUUUUCCUUGCCAAAGUGUCCAAUAGUUUAAAACAUUCAAGUUGUUGUAUUAAAUGUGAUGUUCUAUUUUCGUUUUUUAAAAUGUUUUAAACUGGUUUUGGUGUUGUGAGGUCUUUAAGCUUCAUUUGAUAAUAAGGCAAGACCACUUUGCAGUGUUUUUUUUUUUGUUUUUUUGUUUUU
Messenger RNA from Corythoichthys intestinalis (scribbled pipefish), 5219 nucleotides. RefSeq names its product RNA binding motif protein 47 (gene rbm47). The record is from RefSeq and is a predicted model, not a curated record. The coding region runs from base 1248 to 3086 and encodes 612 amino acids. The transcript is spliced from 7 exons. NCBI's taxonomy places the organism in Eukaryota, Metazoa, Chordata, Actinopteri, Syngnathiformes, Syngnathidae. Gene Ontology annotation, cellular component: nucleus. Gene Ontology annotation, molecular function: mRNA binding.